Malania oleifera is the source of this 1092-nucleotide messenger RNA. Its product is annotated as AT-hook motif nuclear-localized protein 20-like. Gene Ontology annotation, cellular component: nucleus. Gene Ontology annotation, molecular function: DNA-binding transcription factor activity; minor groove of adenine-thymine-rich DNA binding. NCBI's taxonomy places the organism in Eukaryota, Viridiplantae, Streptophyta, Magnoliopsida, Santalales, Ximeniaceae. The coding region runs from base 1 to 1092 and encodes 363 amino acids. The transcript has 3 exons. The record is from RefSeq and is a predicted model, not a curated record.
AUGGCUAGGAGCUCUGGGGAGCGUAGUUGUUCAAUUGAGCAGUUUAUGCGGAUGAAGCCCCCAUCCUUUGUUGGAGGGGAUGACUUGAUUGUAGCUGAGAAUUGGGUCCAGGAUAUCAAAGUGACAUUGAUGGUGCUUCUAUGUAUGGAUGAGCAGAAGGUGAUUGGCUUCAGAUCUCAGAAAUUUACGGAGAUUGUAGAUAGAGCUGCGAUUAUUGAGAGUGUGCUGUUGUCUGAGUUUGCAAUCCUGGCUAAUCGGUGGUGGGCUGGACAGGUAGGGCUGCCAGGCCUAGAGCCGGCAGCCGACCCUUCUGUCGCCCAUAAACACACUCUCGAGAUGUCAAUCAAUGAUCUAACCAGCGGUCGGAACAGCGGAAGAGAAGAAGAUGAUGAUGAUAGAGAGAACGGCGAUGAGCCCAAAGAAGGUGCGGUUGAGAUCGGAACUCGUAGACCUAGAGGCCGGCCUCCCGGAUCCAAAAACAAGCCAAAACCACCAAUCUUUGUGACCCGCGAUAGCCCUAACGCGCUGCGGAGCCAUGUGAUGGAGGUGGCUGGGGGUGCCGACAUCGCAGAAAACGUUGCCCACUUCGCCCGGAGGCGCCAACGAGGGGUCUGUGUACUAAGCGGAAGCGGUUUGGUGGCCAAUGUCACCCUGAGGCAGCCGGCUUCACCGAGCGCCAUAAUUGCCCUCCAUGGCAGGUUUGAAAUUCUAUCCCUAACCGGGGCAUUCCUGCCCGGACCUGCCCUGCCCGGUACGACUGGACUCACGGUUUACCUGGCGGGUGGUCAGGGGCAGGUGGUGGGUGGGAGCGUUGUUGGGCCGCUUGUCGCUGCUGGACCAGUCAUGGUCAUUGCAGCGACCUUCGCCAACGCGACAUAUGAGAGAUUACCUCUUGAGGAAGAAGACGAGGCUGGACAUGCUGUCCACGCGCUGCAUCCCGGUGAAAGUUCGCCACCGGGAGUUGGAAGCAGCGGAGGAGGGCAACCGCCAGGUUUGCCCGAGCCAGUCUACAACCAGCCACCAAACCUAAUUCCAAAUGGUCAGCUGGGUCAUGAUGCCUACGCUUGGGCUCAUGCCCGCCCACCUUUCUGA